Molecule: messenger RNA, 306 nt
Organism: Phytophthora nicotianae INRA-310
Lineage: Eukaryota; Oomycota; Peronosporomycetes; Peronosporales; Peronosporaceae
Exons: 2
Coding region: 1-306 (101 amino acids)
Source: RefSeq, a predicted model, not a curated record
AUGCUCGCGGGCAUCGAGUUAGAUGUAAGCAGGGGCAGUCUCGCCAGUAUUUUUCGAUUUGGCGCUCGGCGGGGACUCAUGAGCUUAGCCGUUGCGGCAUUCACAUCGUCCUUCCAACGCGUCAUCACCCACGACUUGUUCGGGCAACGUGAAAAUGUCCCGAGUUCGCGGCCUCUACCCUUUUGGUGGCAGGAUAUGGCCAUUAUUGACCAGCUUGAAGUGAAUCAGGGCCCUAUAGACAAUUCCAGACACGCCACUCGCUGGUCGACCGAUCGAUGGGUCGGAUAUCGCGAAGCACGCACGUAA